AUGUACAACCAAAUAGAACACCAAGCCGAAUAUGGACAACUUCAAAAUUUCGAGCAAAAACAAAUAGAUCAAAGUUUUACCGUUGAAUCAAAUUCUGGUAUCGACCCUGUAUACAAAUAUGAGGAUGAAGAACAUCAAUCUGCAUUUAAUUACUCUACAAAUAUUAUAAAUAAUCAAACAGAAAUUCAUUAUUCAAAUUUAGAUCCAUACAUACAAAAUAAUGUUAACUCCGAACAAAAUUAUCAGGAUAGCCAUUUUGAAAAACAAAAUAAUGAUAAUAUGUAUGAUUAUAAUUUUAGUAAAUACUCUGAAAAAAAAAAAAUGAAAAAAAUAAAAGAAAAAAAAGAAAGAAAAAAACAAAGAGAAAAAGAAAGACGAAAAAAAGAAAAAAUACAAAAUAUUAAAAAUAUAUUAGAAAAUGAUAAAAAAUAUGCUGAAUGUUAUUUAAAUUCAUAUGUGUCUAAUAAUAUUCCUCUAUCAGUAGAUGAAAAUAAAUUCUUUUUCUGUUUUUUAAAAUUAGAAAUUAUUGAAGAUGAUGGUAUAAGAGUUAUAAAAAAAAAUAUGCUAAAUAAUGUAGUACCAUUCCGAUUUAGUGUUGAUGCAAGACCAGAAAAAGGUAGAAAAAAAGUUGCCUUCAAACAUGAAUCACUAUUUGCAUAUAAAAAUAAUACAACAAAUAGUAAUAUAUUAGGAAAUUGUGAUAAUAAAAAUAUAAAUAACAAUAAUAUAGGAAUACAUAGAAAUCUAAGAAGUUUCUAUGAUGAACCUAUUGAUAGUAAUUUUAAUAAAACUGUAAAAUUUAUUGGAAGUAUUAAUGAUAGUGAUAAAUAUAUGAUUGAUUAUUGUAAACAUAAGAUAAUGAAAAGAGAUAAGUCUUUAUUAUGUUUAGACAAUAGGAAACUUGUUGCUAAAAUUUGUAGUAAAAAUAAAAUACCACUUUUAUGGAUAAGAGUUGAUAAUGAUUUUUAUAUUAUAGGUAGAAUUAGAAGAACACAAAGUGUAAGUAUGUGGAUUCAACAAUUAUUAAAUGAUAAUAAUGUUUUAGCACAAUUAGAAUCUUCUUUUUCAUUAGCUUUUAUUCCAUUCUUUUUUCUUAAUAAAAAUAUUACAUCUAAUUUUAAUGAAGGGAAAAAUAAUUACUUUAUGGGUCCAGAAAAAGGUGCUAAUAUCAAUAAUAAUUCGACACAUUAUGGUGGUCUAACUAAUAAUAUUACAUCUAUGGGGUCUGAUGGAUCUGAUGAAAAUAUUAAUCAUUUAGAUGCAGAUAACAUACUUGCUCAUAACACACAAAAUGAUAACCAUACAGAUGUUGAUGCUAAUUUUUUAAAAUUUUCUUCAAGCAAAGUUAAAAAUAAACAAAGAAAAAAAAAUAAUCCACAAAAUAAUAACAAUCCUACUGAUCCUGCAAGUUUCCCUUUUAACAAUAUUGCAUCUAAUAUUUUAGCAAAAUCAGAUCAAUCCUUCUUAAUGCUUAAUGAAUCAUAUGCAUUAGAUAAUGAUAAAAAUAGAAAAUUCGGAAUAAAUAAUACUAAUAAAAAUAUCCAAAAUGAUUUUCUAAAAGUUGAUAAAUAUUCUAGCCAAAGUAGUAGCUCAAAUGUAGAUUCAGAUAGCCAUGAUCUAAAUUUUACUACAUCUACCAUUGAUGAUUUAAAUGAAGAUGUAAACGGUUUAGAUAAUUGUAAUUAUUCCUCAUCUAGCUAUAAAACAAAAGAAAAAAAAAAUUAUAAAACAUAUUCUAAAAAAAGUAUAUCUAUCUCUAAUAUGCCAAUUAAUAUAGAAGUUAUUAAAUCUUUAUACAAAUCUAUCACUUCAGAGUAUCUACAUUAUAUAGUUAAAAUUAGAUGCAUAUAUUCCUUAUGUUUUGUUCAUAAUAAAUAUAUUUACACUCAAAAAGUUAUUCAAAAUUUAUUUUUAGAAUAUUUUAAUCAAAAUUUUCCUAAAGAUUUAAAUCAAAAAAAAUUCAUGCAUGCCUUUUUUAUUGCUUUAUCACUUUUAAGGAAUAAAAAUAAUAGGACGCCCAAAAUUAUACUCUUCCUUCUUAUCAAAAAAUGCUCAAGUUUUGUUUUAUCUUUAAAUCUUCAUAAUAAUUAUAAUCUAACAAAUAAUAUAACUCCCCAUGAUCAAGAUAAUUCAGCUAGCCAUAGAUACAUCUCUAAUCAUAUGGAAACUGAUAAUUGUGAUCAUCUUGAAAAUAAUACAAAGACUAAUAAUUUUGGCAAAUUUUAUUCUCAUUCAAAUCAAGAAAAUAUUCAGAUAAAUACUACUGGAAAUGUACUAAAAAGGGAAAGCCAUAAAAAUGAUGGCACGUCAGAAUUAUUAUCCUACAAUAUACCACAAGCAAAUAUGUCUAUGCAAGGUUCUAAAAAUUGUUUAACAAAAAAAAAGGAUGAAUAUUGGGAUUGUAAAAAAAGUAUUGUACAAAAAAUUUCACAAAUUACAAACCACACAAAAUUAUGCACAUGUAAUAAGAAUAUUCACAAAUUAUGUGAUUUUUGUAAAAAUGACUUGAAUUGUUCAGGUAAAAAAAAAAGUGUGCAAUAUAAUCAAAAUAAAGAAAAUCAACAAAAAAUUACUUACGAUGCUGAUUUAAUUAUACAAAAGGAAGAAGAAGAAGAUAUAAAAAUGGUGUUGGAAUGCAUAGGAAAUAUUAAAUUUAAAAAUCGAUUUUUAUUUGGUAAUCAAAAUAAUAAGUUUAACGGAAUAGGAGAAUACAGAACAAAUUCCCCAACUAACAUUAAUAAUAUUUCUAAAAAUAGUAAUGAAUAUUUUUUUUCACAAUACUUCACAAAAUUGGUAAGUAAUGCUAACGGCAUGUCAGUAGACACUAGUUAUACAAAUAAUUAUAUGAAAAAAAGAAAAAAAGGAAAAAGAAAAAAAGUGUAUCAUGCAUAUGAUUUUUACGAUAUAGAUAUAUAUGAUGAAGAAAAAAAAAUAGAAAAUCAUUUUUUAAAAUUAAGAAAAACAAAAAAAGAAUAUACACAAGAUUUAAUUGAUUUAUUAUUUUUAAUAUAUGAAUUAAAAAAAUUAUCCCCAUAUCUUCCUAUAUCCGAUACAAUUAUAACUAUACUAAUUAGAUCGGUUAGUAGAAAUAAAAAUAUUUUAGACCUAUUUAGAAAUAAAAUGUAUGUAGAAAAUAAAUACUACUUUGACAUGUGUGAAUAUUUGCCUAAUUUUAUAUUCCAGUCAAAAUUAGUAAAUUUUAUUGAACAUAAAAAUGCAAACAAUUUUACUAUCGAAGUGAUAAGGGCUAUUUUACAUUUGAUAAUGACUGGUAACAUACGGGUAUACAAAAUUUAUUACAAAAUGAAUCAUUUAUUGGGAUCGGGAGUGAAGUCUAUUAUUUCUUCAUUUAAAAAUAACUCACUAAAUGAGAAUAACUUAUUAGAUAGACUGAUAAAAAAAGAAGUUUCACAAGAUGAGGUAAACAAUUUUUCUAACCCUUAUGCAAAAUGUGAAAGCACUACUUUUACAGACAUAAACAAUGAAAAUGAAAAAACCGAAAAUUAUUUUUUUGUAUCAAUAUAUACAAACUUUAUAGAAAGAAAAGUUAUAUGUAUGCAUUUACUAAAUAUAUAUGCAGCCAUUCAAUUUAUUUCUGAAAUUGUAAAAAUUUAUAAAAAUUGUGAAAUCGAAAUGCUAAUAUGGAAUAUUUUUUAUCAGUUACUUUUAAUAUUUCAACAAAAAUAUCCUUUUUUCUUUUUACCUUUUUCAAAAUUGUUCAAUAAAUAUUUUAAGGAAUAUCAAAAAAAAAGCUAUACGGCUUUCGAAUUUUUCUAUUUUCUAUAUGGAUUUAAUUCAAUUAACCAGUAUGAAAAAGCUAACAAAAUUAAUGACUAUAAUAAUGUUAGCGAUUUUGAAGAAGAUGAUAAUAAAAUGAACAUACUUUAUCUUAAUAACCAGUACAAAGUACACACAAACAAUAAAUUAGCAUGUGAUUAUGCCUUACGUAAUUUAUUAUUUGAAGAAACAUUUACAAAUUAUUCAUCAAAAAUUAAGGAACAAAAUAUUAUUAUAUAUAAAUACGAUAUUAUAGGUUAUAUAUCAUUUAUAGAUAUUUUGAAAUUUAUUCCCAAUACAAAAAAAUUAAAAAAAAACUUUAUACAAAUAACAUAUAUAAAAUAUAUAGUUAAAUAUAUACAUAAUUAUUUGAGAGGAUUAAUUAUUGACACAUCAAAUUUUAAUGAAAAUUAUUUUAAAAAUUCUAUAUUACACGAUUUAAAAAAUAUAUUUGUUUUUUUAUAUGGAUACGGAAUACCCCCAUGUUACUCAAAAACCAUUUCCCCAAUAUAUUUCCCUCAUUAUAAACAAUUAAAUGAUACUACAAAAAAAGGUGUGCAAAUAAAUAGUCUCAUCAAAUUUUUGCGAACAUACUAUAACAAUGAAAAAUUGCUAAAAUGGAAAGUAGUUGCCUCUGAAUUUAUAAGCGUGUUAACAAACAUGCAGGAACUUAAAUUGUUUGUAGACGAUCCCACAAUAUCUCUUUAUAACUUUAACUUCACAAAAGAAAAUAUUUGGUUGUCAUUGAUUAGUGAGAAAUUAGAAAACGACAUUUAUAAAUUGCCAAUGGACUUAAAAAGAGAUAUCAUUCUUUUGCUAAAAAACAUUCGUUUAGUUGAUAUAUGUUUAGGUACUAAUACUUAUGAACAUGUUAAUAAUAUUUUUACCGUUUGUUGGUUUAUUAUAGUAAAAAUAUUUCAAAAUUAUGAAAAAAGCAAGAAAAAUGUGUGA
Messenger RNA from Plasmodium vinckei vinckei, 4728 nucleotides. Its product is annotated as conserved Plasmodium protein, unknown function. Bases 1 to 4728 code for a protein of 1575 amino acids. Lineage: Eukaryota; Apicomplexa; Aconoidasida; Haemosporida; Plasmodiidae. The transcript is spliced from 4 exons. The record is from RefSeq and is a predicted model, not a curated record.